CAAUCUGUACAAGGGACCCAAAGGUAAAUCGAUCGAUCGAACCGCCAUGUAUAUUCCUGCUUGGACAGGCUGAGUAGGAAUUAAAACUCCAGGGUAAAAGGUUACGUUCUGCCUAAAUAGAUUUUAAAAAUCAAAACAAUAACUGGACGUUGCUUUGUCUGGAACUAAAAUUUUAUUGUGUUGUCAAACUUCGAGAUACCAUGGAGUUCUCAAAAUUUCGCCAAAGCGGGGACCUCAGUGACAUCAUCGUCCUGGUGGACAGCCAGGAGCACAAGCUCCACAGGUUCCCGCUCUUCGCCAGGUCCGACUACUUCUGCGAGCUAGCGCGCUCAAAGACGGGAUCAAACGACCCGCCCAAGAUUGACCUGAAAGAUUUUCCGGGCGGCAACGCCAUCUUUAAACUGGUGGCAGAUUUCUGCUACAACAUGCCGGUCAAGGUCACGACCACCAACGCGGUUGAAGUGCGCUGCGCGGCGGAGUACCUGAAGAUGCUCGGCGGCGGGAAUUUGUCAGAGGUCGCGGAUAAAUAUUUGAAAGAUGCACUCACGUCGGCUCGGCUAAAUCGGUCAACGAUGACGGUGCUGACGUUAUUAGCCCACUGCAACAACGCCGGGGAAUUAGCCAAGACGACGGGUUUAGUUGACAACUGCGUCGACGCUUUCGCGGAAUGUUGGGCCAAAGCCACGUCACACGUUUCAAUCGGCAAGGGCGCCGCGUUUACCAAAGUAUCCAGCAGUAAUGAGGUCAAAUCAGCUUUCAAACGAGUUCAGGACAGUGGUCUUCUACACAACUCGGACAAACUAGACGAGGUUAGCGUUAAGCACUUGAUUGCAUUGAGGUACGAUUGGUUCGCCGCCAUCUUGUCUAAAGCACGCGCCCAAGGUGUAAGUUGGAGCGAGCUAGGUACAAUAACAGUACACUUUAUAUCGGCUAUUUUGUUGAUGGAUGCGCAGAAAGAGACGGAAGAGGCAAAUCAAAACUCCACAAAAGGAGAAAAAGAAGAUAAAGACGCAGAGACAAGUAAAGCGGGGACGGACGGGAAAAAGACAACGAAGAAAAUCUCGAAGAAAAAGGAAAUGGACGAGGAAGAAAAGUUAUGGCAGGGCUUAAGCGAAUACAACAAAAAAUGCAAGGUCGGCGAAAUACUUGACGCUGUUGUCUUAGUUCUUCCCGAGCAGGCCUUUACAGUACCUUUAGUAACUAUCGAUUGGCUGACCAAGGUCUUACGGGUGGCUACGGUGCAUAAAUGCGCGUGCAAGGAUGUACUCGUGCGAGUAGCGGCCGACCUGAUGAGCAGACUGGAGGCGGAGGACUUGAGCACCGUGUCCCCGUCGGUCCUACACGAUGUCCUAGUCAGCACCAGCACCGAGCCGGGUGCUAAAAGUCCCCAGGCUGAACGGGCGAGCCGACUCGUUGAUACCUACAUGGAGCAGAUGGCGACAAAGGGUAUUUUGACUGCAGAAACGUUUCGUCUUUUGGCCUCUGCAACCAACAAAUCAACCAGGACUUCCCAUGAUUCCUUGUAUGAGGUUUUGGAGUUCGUUUUGAAAUCAGAAAAAGAUAAAUUAACCAAAGAGCAGAAGGACGAGCUAACGGCUCUUGUGAACUUUGAACUGUUAAAUGAGACCAGCCUUCAGAAAGCGUUGGACAAUGAAGUUACCCCAGCAGCUGUCGUGGCGAGAAGCGCCAUUAAGCUCUGUUCACGUCUGCGCUCUGAGCUUGCUUCCGUCAAGUACAACACGCAGGGAGAUGAGUUCCAGAAAUAUAAUGGAGAUUUAGCCGGAAGUGGGCGAACAGGCAUCGAGAUUCAUCCACCUGUGAUGGUCCAGCCCAAACACUUCACCAGUUUCUCUUCGCGGAACUUGGAUUCAGGUUUUACCGAGACCUCUGACAGUCACCGAGGGCGAUCACCACUGGAACCGUUGCGUCUGGAGGACGAAACCUCCUCAGACGAUCACGCCAGCGACCCAGUGAAGGCAGCCCAGAGCAUCCUGAUGGCGGCACGGCAACGGCUGGCACUUCCGGUCUACACGGGUCACAGACUGUCUCGUCUGUCUCCUCCCUCCUCCGGGGGUCACGUGUACCGCCACGCCCUCCACAGAGGGCUGGUGGAGGAGGAUACGGGCCUGGAGGAAGAUUUAGACUACAAGUACGACAGGCCGUUCCGCAGCCUUGACCCCAGGGUUCGUUAUCACCGAAUCUGGCUACAGGCCCUUAACGGACAGAGGAGUGGGACUUACUUCCCCUACACUAGCUAUCAUAGAUUUUAAAGACAAGGACGCACUUUUAC
This is a messenger RNA of Physella acuta, 2290 nucleotides long. RefSeq lists its product as uncharacterized. NCBI's taxonomy places the organism in Eukaryota, Metazoa, Mollusca, Gastropoda, Physidae. Gene Ontology annotation, molecular function: protein binding. The record is from RefSeq and is a predicted model, not a curated record.